Strongyloides ratti is the source of this 1848-nucleotide messenger RNA. RefSeq names its product ABC transporter-like domain and AAA+ ATPase domain and P-loop containing nucleoside triphosphate hydrolase domain-containing protein. Lineage: Eukaryota; Metazoa; Nematoda; Chromadorea; Rhabditida; Strongyloididae. The record is from RefSeq and is a predicted model, not a curated record. The coding region runs from base 1 to 1848 and encodes 615 amino acids. The transcript has a single exon. Gene Ontology annotation, molecular function: ATP hydrolysis activity; ATP binding.
AUGCCAUCAGAUGCUAAAAAAAAACGUGAUGCGGCAAAAAAAGCAGCUGCUAAAGGCAAAAAUACUGGGAAAAAAGUUACUGAAGAAGUUACAGAUAGUAUUUCAAAAAUAGUGGAAAAUGGCAUAAUUGACGAGGAUGUUGACGAGGCUACUUCAUUAAUAGAAAAAAUUGAAUUAGAAAAUGCUUCAGCAAGGACAGUUGCUGCAGUAUUGGCAUCUCAUAAACACUCCAUAGAUACAAAAAUUGAACAAUUUACUUUAACAUUUCAUGGUAAAGAACUUGUUGUUGACGCCACGCUUGAAUUAAACAUGGGAAGAAGAUAUGGAUUUAUUGGAUUAAAUGGAAGUGGUAAAUCAGCUAUUUUACAUGCAAUUUAUAAUCGAGAAUUACCAAUACCUGACCAUAUUGACAUGUUUUUAGUUUCGCGCGAAAUGCCUGCAUCCGAAAAAUCAGCAUUACAAGCUGUUAUUGAUGUUGAUAAAGAAAGAGUAAUCUUAGAAAAGUUGGCUGAUGAAUUGGCUACAGAUGAAUCUGAGGAAGCUCAGGAGAAACUUUUAGAUGUUUAUGAACGCCUUGAUGAAAUGGAUGCCAACAUGGCUGAAACAAAAGCUGCUCGUAUUUUACAUGGUCUAGGUUUUUCUCGUCAAAUGAUGUUAAAGAAAUGCAAAGAUUUUUCUGGUGGAUGGAGAAUGAGAAUUUCACUUGCUAGAGCUUUAUAUUUAAAGCCAUCGUUAUUACUUCUUGAUGAACCAACAAAUCAUUUAGAUCUUGAUGCUUGUGUAUGGUUAGAAAGAGAAUUAUCAAAGUAUAAAAGAUGUCUUCUUAUUACUUCGCAUUCACAAGAUUUCAUGAAUAAUGUUUGUACAAACAUCAUCCAUUUAUUCCAAAAAAAAUUAAUUUACUAUUCCGGUAACUACAACACUUUUGUUAAAACAAGAGCAGAAUUGUUAGAAAAUCAAAUGAAACGUUAUAAAUGGGAACAAAAUCAAAUUCAAAACAUGAAAGAUUACGUUGCACGAUUCGGUCACGGUUCAGCAAAAUUAGCAAGGCAAGCUCAAUCCAAAGAAAAAACUAUGGCAAAAAUGAUUGCCGGAGGAUUAACAGAAAAAGUUGCAGUUGAAACUGUAAAACAAUUCUAUUUCAUUGAUCCUGGUGAGAUACCACCUCCUGUUAUUAUGGUUCAAAAUGUAUCAUUCCGUUACAAUGAUAAUUCUAAUUGGAUUUACAGAGAUUUAGAUUUUGGUGUUGAUUUAAGUACAAGAAUUGCUCUUGUAGGUCCUAAUGGUGCUGGUAAAAGUACAUUGUUAAAACUUUUAUGCGAUGAAAUAUCACCAACAAAUGGAGUUAUUAGAAGGCAUUCACAUUGUAAACUAGGAAGAUACCAUCAACAUCUUCACGAAGAAUUACCAAUGAAUCUUUCACCAUUAGAAUAUAUGGGAGAAUGUUUUAAAGAUAUAAAUGAAGUUCAAGUUUUAAGACAAAUGGUUGGAAGAUUUGGCCUAACAGGAAGAGACCAAACAUGCCCUAUAAAAGAAUUAAGUGAUGGACAAAAGAAAAGAUUAGCUUUUGCCAAACUAGCAUUCGAAAGGCCUCAUAUUCUUCUUCUUGAUGAACCUACUAAUCAUCUUGACAUGGAAUCUAUUGAUGCACUAGCUGAGGCUAUCAAUGAAUUUGAAGGUGGUGUAAUUCUUGUUUCUCACGAUUUCCGUCUUGUUAAACAAGUAACAGAAGAAAUUUGGGUUUGUGAUAAAGAAACUAUUACUAAAUGGAACGGUGACAUUUUCUCAUAUAAGAAACAUCUUCAAGAGGAAAUUGACAAAGAGGAGAAAAAAAUGGUAGAGCGUUAA